Messenger RNA from Dentiscutata erythropus, 195 nucleotides. NCBI's taxonomy places the organism in Eukaryota, Fungi, Glomeromycota, Glomeromycetes, Diversisporales, Gigasporaceae. The record is from the annotation of a GenBank genome assembly.
AUGCCCUGCUAUUCUCUCAAUAAAUCUGCAACUGAGACAAGAGGAAAUAUUAGAAAUGCCCUUAGAACAAUUACUAGAACUCACAUUAAUAAAAUUACAGAACAAUUACAUCAAAGAGAUUUCAAGCCCAGAGUAAUAUCCAAGAAGCUUAAUGGAAGCAAAAAGAAUACUAUGAUCGAGAUGUUAGGCUCAUAA